Molecule: messenger RNA, 706 nt
Organism: Gigantopelta aegis
Lineage: Eukaryota; Metazoa; Mollusca; Gastropoda; Neomphalida; Peltospiridae
Product: glycine-rich cell wall structural protein 1.8-like
Exons: 3
Coding region: 67-648 (193 amino acids)
Source: RefSeq, a predicted model, not a curated record
UCGGUUUCGGAACUCGGCAGUACCAGGUCUGAUUAUUCCAGUCGAAGUACCACAAAGAACAUUACCAUGAACGCUCUCCUUUCCGUCACUCUGUUGGCACUUUUGUGCUGUUCCGCCCUCGCCAGCUACCCAUACUAUUAUGGAGGAAAUGGCUUCCACGGGGGUGCAGGCUUCGGAGGUGCUGGUUUCCGUGGCAAUGGCCACCACGGAGGUGCUGGAUUCCCAGGAGGUGCUGGUUUCCAUGGCAAUGGCCUCCACGGAGGUGCUGGAUUCCUAGCAGGUGCCGGAUUCCAUGGCAAUGGCCUCCACAGAGGUGCUGGAUUCCACGGAGGUGUUGGAUUCCACGGAGGCCCUGGAUUCCACGGAGGUGCUGGUUUCCAUGGUAAUAAUGGAUACUACGGAUACCCAGGAUACGGAAACGUCUACGGACACGGAGCUGGAUUUGGCGCUCACGGAGCUGGAUUUGGAGCUGGAUUUGGCGCUCACGGAGCUGGAUUUGGAGCUGGAUUUGCUGGAUUCGGCGCUCGCGGAGCUGGAUUUGGCGCUCACGGAGCUGGAUUUGGAGCUGGACUCGGACAUGGACACGGCCAUGGAUUCGGAAAUAGAUUGGCCGGACGUGGAAUUGAAUCCGACGGACUUCUUCACUAAAUCUUCGGCACUGGGUUUCGUUCAGAUGAAAUUAAUAAAUUAACUGGUCGAGUGUAAA